Messenger RNA from Amaranthus tricolor (Joseph's coat), 2177 nucleotides. RefSeq lists its product as uncharacterized. The transcript is spliced from 12 exons. Lineage: Eukaryota; Viridiplantae; Streptophyta; Magnoliopsida; Caryophyllales; Amaranthaceae. The record is from RefSeq and is a predicted model, not a curated record. The coding region runs from base 304 to 1776 and encodes 490 amino acids.
AUUUCAGCAAGAUCCUAAAUUUCCCUUUUAGCAUAAAGAGGUAGGCGGCAUUGUAUUUGUUUCUAGUUUCCUGCGUCCAAAAAUUACUCGUACAAUCCUAAAUCGCCUGCCAGUUGGUACUACUCUCUUGGCAGUUACCAAUUACCGCCACAAAGGCCAAAACUUUCAAAACACACUUGAUAAGUUGGCGCUUCAUCUCUUCCUUUUCGUCGCACUUUCUCAAAACCGCAUUUUCGUCUGCUACUUCGCGAGCAAGAGCAAAAUAUCAUUAGUGCGAACUACUCCUACUCUGUUAAUUGAACCAUGUAUUCCGACGAUAAUCUGGAUUUUGAAUUUAAUGAUCCACCCAUUCUUGCCACUAAGAAAAGGAAGAUGUUGAUUGGAAUGGAUGAUCACAAGAAAGAAUAUGAGAAAAUUCGAAAGCAAAAGUCCAGGAAGACGUUGAUUGGAUUGGAUGAUCUUUUCAAUGAUCACAAGAAAGAGCAUGACAAAAUUCAAAAGAUAAAGUCUAAGCCUGUAAAGGCUUCAAGACUUUGUGAUUCAGAUGAUGACGAGGCUAAUGAGACUGAAAAUAAACUUUCUGAAGCCCUUCAUGAUUUUAAGAAGACUAUAUGUGAAGUUGAUGGUCAUGAUGGUGCUUCAAAUGAUAUUGGACAAGAAGAUACUACCCCAAGCUGGGGUCUGCAAGUUUUUGGGACUCAGAGAACUCUUCCCCCGUUGGCUGUUCCUCAGUUAGAAGAUUGUGCACUGUUACAGAAUUCUCUGAAGAUAGAACUUAAUUCACUAUUAGAUCAUAGCUCACAGAUGGGAGAGACAUUUCUCAAAAGAUUACUCUUGAAUGGCUGGCUUUCAAAAGUGAUCAUAACAUGUGGCUAUCUGGAAAAAUCAAUCUCAAAAUGGACAAUGAAUGUGUUGUUAUAUUCAACGGAGGAAUCUCUAAUGGAUUCUGCUUGUGACUUUUGGAGUUCCAUUUUGUGCAAUAAGGUUGAUGCACCAUUGGUUAAGGUUGAAUGGCUCCCUAGCUUUCUGGAAUUAAAUAGAGCUCUUCAAAGCUAUGGAUUUGAGCCGCAUUCAUCAAAAAAUAUGUUGUCUCUUGUCGAAUCAAGUCUUGACGAAAAAUCCAAAGAAUGCAGAGGGCCACCGGCUAAUAUCAGAGCAUGGAUCAAAAUUGUUGAUGUUUUCUGUCAAGCAAGGGGUAGAUAUUUAAUAUUGUCGACAAGUGAAGCAGAAGAGUUAAUAACGUUACUUAUGUGUCUUUUUCUAGAAAGGAAAUUACUAGGCCUUACUAGAGCUUUGCACGAUUGCUUGCUCUCAGCUAUUAACUUCUUUGAAAAGACCGAAUGGUGUAGUAGCUGUAUGAAAGUGGCAAAAGAAAUAGUAGAAAGGAUACCUAGGGAUUUGAAUUGCUUGAAGGCGGUUGAUUGUAUUUCAGGAGUCGAUUCUCGCAGCAAGCAAUUAAGAAGUGUUGUGGCUUUUCAAUUCUUGACAAGCUGUUAUUCUGAGGUACAGCUGAUUGAUACAAAGGAUGUCCUAAAUUUUUUGAUAUCAAAAAAUCUGAAAGACAAGAAGUGCAAUCUUUUCGAGAUAUAUCUUUGCUUAGUUCUUACUGAGAACUGCCUCCUUUUUGGUACUGAACCAAAACCUUUGGUCAGUGAACUGUGGAGCAGCUUUAUCCGCAAGUGUUCAAUCCAAAUUUCCAACACCGAUUUCAGACCUUGUGCUCAAGAGAUACGUAAUCGAGCCUCUUAUUUGCUGCAUAGCACGAUCAGAGACUGAUGGGCUUCUGCGUUUUAUAGAGAUAUGUGAGGCUCAAACUUGCUCGAUUUUCAAAUCCGCCUAGUUUGAUAGUGGGUUCAACUCGUUAGUCAUUUAUGUAUCUUUAUGAUUAGCCGUAUUCAGGGUAUUCAUGAAAUGGUUCUGUACUUAGCUGCAGUCCCCAACUUUGCUUGUAUAGAGCAUCUAUUUACAAAUUUUGUAUGUUCCAGUACUUUCUGCUAUAGCCUAUAGGUGUCACUAUUCGUCCUUGUUAGCUUCUUAGCUAAACUCCCUGGUUCCUUUUGUUGGUUGCGUAGGUCACAGAUUCACAUAGGCUACAAAUCAUGACAAUCUUUGUACAAUGAAAACGAUUCCCAUCUGAUCAUGAGUAGAAUAUGGGACUAAAUUGUGCUUAAACUCGA